UGUAGGAGUUAACUAACUCCAGAAGAUGGCAGUAGUGCAACAUUAAUGAUGCAAGCUGCCCUCAAAACCCAAUGAAGAAGAAGAAGAAAAACCCCGGGAGGGCAAUCGCCAAUAAACUCUGAAGAAGAAGACUAAGACGAGAGCGACCCGAAGCCAAACUUAACUGACCUGAACCUAUCCGCUAUUCUCGAUUUUGCACUAGAAUCUGUGCUUGUCGAUUGUGGUUGAGGGAUAGAACGACUUCCGGUUCAACCGAGGACCGAGGAGUCGAGGAUAAGGGUGAUGGGAUUCAGCCUAUGUGAUGACACCUCCAUGGAUGACACCGGCAGGCGAUCCUCCAACGCCAAUAAACGCAUAGAAGAAGAAGAAGAAGAAGAAGUUGAGCAGGCAGAAAACCACGCCGAGGGAACUUUUUAAAACAACUAGAUGGAGGUAUCAAGAAGAAGGAUCCUCCAAAAACAUCUGGAGCCUGCAAGACCCCUGCGCCGCUGCAUUCAUGUUGACAGUGAGCCCAAAAUAAAUGCUGCUACAUGUGGACAGGCACUGAUGGAGGAAGAGGAUCAAGAGGCAAAUAUCGGCAUAGAGCAGUUCUACAGGAUUGUCAACCUCCACAAACAGAAAGAAGGCAGAAUAUCUUACACAAGAGAAUUUUUAAUUGGUCUGGCAAGUUCUCCUGAGGCCAGGAAGAAACCAAAAUUCUUGCCAGAGCACCCCAUAGUCCUAAUGGAGGCAAGAGAUCUUGGGCACCUAAGGCUUCAUGAAAUGAGAUGGAAUGGGGGAAAAGAAGACAUGGACGCAGAAAGGCUUCACUCGCCUUAAAACAUUUGCACAGGUGUUCACUGCCCAAAGAGUGUUUCUGAUGUUUUUUUUGCUGAGAAAUGAGUGAAUUUAAUUUAACUUGUGACAUUUAAAUUUGCAUGUUCAUUAUUUUUGUUUGAGACUGAUAAGUUUGCAGUGAAGUUGCACAAAGUAAUAAUACUAAACACCACUUUAUGUGCUUAAGUAUGAGUAUUGCAUGUUUACAUUUUCUACUGUAAGAUUUUGGCUGGAGUGUAUUAAGUAUUUAAAUUUUGUAAAAAAAAAUAAGACAUAAAACAUUAA
Messenger RNA from Sander lucioperca (pikeperch), 1101 nucleotides. It is a transcript of the gene gra, whose product is annotated as granulito. The coding region runs from base 427 to 819 and encodes 130 amino acids. NCBI's taxonomy places the organism in Eukaryota, Metazoa, Chordata, Actinopteri, Perciformes, Percidae. The transcript has 8 exons. The record is from RefSeq and is a predicted model, not a curated record.